Diospyros lotus (date-plum) is the source of this 2111-nucleotide messenger RNA. RefSeq names its product protein LATERAL ROOT PRIMORDIUM 1. Gene Ontology annotation, molecular function: DNA-binding transcription factor activity; DNA binding. Gene Ontology annotation, biological process: positive regulation of DNA-templated transcription. The record is from RefSeq and is a predicted model, not a curated record. Gene Ontology annotation, cellular component: nucleus. NCBI's taxonomy places the organism in Eukaryota, Viridiplantae, Streptophyta, Magnoliopsida, Ericales, Ebenaceae. The coding region runs from base 847 to 1926 and encodes 359 amino acids. The transcript has 3 exons.
UGAAGAGGAGAGGAAGAAGUAAGUUGGCCGAGAGAGAGAGAGAGAGAGAGAGAGAGAUGUCAUGUGACUUUAGGGCCUCCAUAAGCUUACAAAAACUAGAGAACAAAAGUCUUUAUGCUCUCUCUCUCUCUAUAACUAUAGUUAGUGUGAUUAUUGGAGAGAGAGAGAGAGUGAGUGAGAGGUAGAGAGGAACCCACCUCAGUUUCGGUUCCUAAAGGGGGGAGAGAGAGGGAUUUUGGAAAGAAGAAAGAAAGAAACUCAGAGAAGAAAGAAGAGGAAGAAACAGAAAGAAGGAGAAGCUGCUGCUGCUGCUGCUGUUGACGAUGAUGAUGAGAGAGAAAGGUCGAGAAGAAAGAAGGCAAGGAUGAUGCCAACUGCUGCUGCUGCUGCUGCUGCAAAAUUUACAGAGAGAAGAAAUAUAUGUAUAUAUAGAUAGAUAGAUAGAUAGAUAGGUGCCUGGCCUGGCUGGUGGAAAAGAGAGAAGGGGGGUCGUUAUUGCUGCAUUUUCUAUCUCUUUCUUUCUCGCCCUUCUGUUAUCACUGGCCAAGAAGCUCAGAAGUCCCUCUCUCAAAGAAACUUUUUCAUCAGAAAAGCAAGUGACAGUGAUUGGAUUUUGUUCAAGCCGCCGGGAAUUGGAAGAAUCAUCACCACCACCACCACCACCACCAACACCAUCAUCAUCAGCUUGCAGCUGUGGCUACUACCAGGAGGCUGCCCUCGGAUUCCGGCGCUUUUGCAGACUGGGUGGCUUCCACCUCUUCCUCAUCCGCCGCCCGCGCCACCGAAGACCUCUCCCUCGGCUUCAAUGCCACCCCCGCCGCCGGUGCCUCCGCCACCGGGGCUGGAAUGUGGCCCUCUUCCUCCGCCGCCGCUGCUCCCCGCCAAAUCAACUACGGCCUCCCAUCUGAGAUGGGCAUGGUGGGCCUCCGCGACGUCUUCGUCGUCGCCCCGGCCUCGUCCUUCCACCACAAUAGCCAGCACGAUCCCAUUAUUUCCGAUCCUCACGCAAUCAACGGCUCCAGCGCCGCCACCGCCCUUGGUGUCGGCGUCGGGGUCGGCGUCAUUCCUCUCCUUACUGCCGCUCCGUGCCUCGCUCCGGCGAACAUCGGAGUCGAGGAGGAUAUGCUGAACGCCAAUCGCGGUCGAAGUAGCGGAAUUCAUCUUUGGCAGAACCAACAGUCAACCCAACAAUCAAAUUACCUGAAAAAAUCCAUGCUUUUCGAACACAGCUCCCAGGCAAAUAUGCUGCACGGAAGCGGCGGCGGCGGCGGGAUUGGUGGCUCAUCGAGCUCCGCAACGACGUGCCAAGACUGUGGAAAUCAGGCCAAGAAAGAUUGCAGCCAUCGCCGGUGCAGAACUUGUUGCAAAAGUAGAGGCUUCGAUUGCGCUACCCACGUCAAGAGCACUUGGGUUCCGGCCGCCCGCCGCCGCGAGCGUCAGGUCAUCGCGGCAACGGCUGCUGUCGCCGGGUCCUCCGGUUCCAACUCCGGCGCCAAGAAACCUCGACUCGUCGCCUCUCAAACCACCACCACUUCCCAUACCUCAACCUCGAACACUCCUCCUCGGAGCUUCGAUACCAGUUCUAGCCACCAAGAUGCAAGUUUCAAAGAGUCGUUACCAGGCCAAGUACGCGCCCCAGCUGUGUUCAAGUGUGUUCGAGUUACAGCAGUGGACGAUGGUGAUGACGAAUACGCAUAUCAAGCCGUUGUAAAGAUCGGCGGCCAUGUCUUCAAGGGAUUCCUCUAUGAUCAAGGGGUUGAAGAAAGAGAUGCCUUCCCCAAUAUCUCCGAGCUACAUUUGGGUGGCGGCGGCGGCAGGAAUGGGGCAUCGUCGUCCUCCCCAAUUCUCGAUCCCUCCGACGUUUACGCCGCCUCCGGCGGAGGAUUGCUCGGAGGUUCCAGCUAUGGUAACCAAAUAAACUUAUAAUUCCUUUCUGGGUCUAUGGCCAUGUUACAAAAAGAAACAAAAAAACACACCUCAGAGGUUACAUUGUAGUCUAAAUUUCUCCACUGUCUACUAAUUAUCAAUAGCUUUGAGGUAAAAUUUUUCUUGUUGCAGUGUAUUUAAUUAACACGUCUCGAUUCCGGUCAUAUAUUUUCUUCUUUCGUACA